CGGCACCCGUAGAAAAAGGCAGAGGUUUUUUUUUGGCGCUCGCGCAGCAGCAACAUUCUGCACCACACGCGGGUGAGAAGAGAACGAAGUUGCGUGCUCGCUUUCCGUCGUUCAUUCUACAUCAGCUUUUUAUUGAUUUGCAAGAUGAAAACCUCCUCCCCUCUUGUUUCGCAGCCUAACAUGGGUAAAAAGCAGAAUGGCAAAGGGAAGAAGGAGGUAUUGGAGGCAGAGCCGCCAGAGGAGUAUGUUGUGGAGAAGGUGAUGGACCAACGCAUUGUCAACGGGAAGGUGGAAUUCUUCCUCAAGUGGAAGGGAUUUACAGAAGCGGAUAACACUUGGGAGCCAGAGGAUAACCUGGAUUGUCCAGAGCUGAUCUCAGCUUUCUUGGAAGCACAGAAGACCGUGGUGGAGAAUCCUGACUCCAACAAGAGGAAGUCUUCAACAGAUGAGCCAGAGACAGAGGGAAACAAAGCCAAGAAGAAGAAGGAUGUGAGUGACAAGCCGCGGGGCUUUGCCAGGAGCCUGGAUCCAGAGAGGAUAAUUGGUGCUACAGACAGCAGUGGAGAACUUAUGUUCUUGAUGAAGUGGAAAGACUCCGAUGAGGCAGACCUGGUCCCGGCCCGCGAGGCCAACACCCGCUGCCCUCAGGUGGUCAUCUCCUUCUACGAGGAGAGGCUGACCUGGCACUCCUGUCCCGAGGACGAGGCCCAAUAGCACCCCUUCCUCAACCAACUGACGUCCCUUGUGGGCCCCCCAGACCUUCGACCCCGUCCCUGUUCCUGCCUCUCAGGACUGUUCAUGUCUCCACUUUUUUGUUGUCAUUUACAGCAUGUUUAGCCAUAGUAUUAGUGCAGAGCAGUCAGGUGAAAGUCUGUGCUUUUGUACACGUUUUUAGUGAUAGGAUGAUAUUUACUGGGAAUAAGACCGGCGAGGAGAAAUGGAUGGGUGAUUGUUCGCUUUUUAAUGAACCUAUUCCUCAUCCAGUACUGGUAGGGACUGGUUCCUCAACUGAUAUGUAGUUACUGUUGGAAAUGUACAUCUUGUAUAAUCCAUGUAGUUUGACAUCUCCCUCACAUUCAACUAGUUUCUUUUUUCCAUCUCCCCCAUGUUGCAUACUUGAAUCCCUUGAACAGUAUGUCUUUUGCUGUAUAUUCACUUUGUAAAUAUUUUUUCAAAAAGCUGUUCAAUAAAGGUUUAUAUGCUUCAUUUUACCACC
Messenger RNA from Oncorhynchus tshawytscha (Chinook salmon), 1216 nucleotides. RefSeq names its product chromobox protein homolog 3. The coding region runs from base 145 to 714 and encodes 189 amino acids. The transcript has 5 exons. Gene Ontology annotation, molecular function: chromatin binding. Gene Ontology annotation, cellular component: nucleus; pericentric heterochromatin. Gene Ontology annotation, biological process: chromatin organization; negative regulation of transcription by RNA polymerase II. NCBI's taxonomy places the organism in Eukaryota, Metazoa, Chordata, Actinopteri, Salmoniformes, Salmonidae. The record is from RefSeq and is a predicted model, not a curated record.